This is a messenger RNA of Schistocerca cancellata (South American locust), 6196 nucleotides long. RefSeq lists its product as uncharacterized. The transcript has 2 exons. Bases 89 to 1330 code for a protein of 413 amino acids. Lineage: Eukaryota; Metazoa; Arthropoda; Insecta; Orthoptera; Acrididae. The record is from RefSeq and is a predicted model, not a curated record.
UCGUGAAGACUGCCACAGUGCAGGCGGGUGCAGGCUACAGCACGCCACGUCGUCCUUCUCACGUUGUUUUUCUCCGCUCACACAAGUGAUGACUACUAACACCACGGAUUGUCUGCCCUCAUGGCUGGACAAGGAUUUUGCUGAAAAAUCUCUUAAGGAUUCCAACAAUUAUCAAGACUUCAGGGUCCUCUCCGUAGAUGUACAACGAUCAUCAGCUAUAGGAGAAAACUUCAUGAGUGAAAUCUUUCGUAUGACUGUGGAACUAGAGCAUAAAGUCAAGCGGCAUAAGGAAACUGUGUCAUUAAUAGUAAAAUUAUUUCCAGGUGGAGAAGUUAUGCAGAAAAUAGCACAGGACAUGCAAGCCUUUGAGAGAGAGAUCCUCAUGUUCAGUGAAACCAUUCCUGCAAUGACACAGAUAUUGCAGAAAGCAGCCCCUGGUAAAUACACACAGUUAUCUGCAAUGUGUUUCACCUCUGGGGCUCAGCCAGUUAUCUAUGUAGUCCUCGAGGACUUGAAGGCCAGAGGCUUUGCAAUGGCAGAGAGGUGCAAGGGACUGGACUUGGCUCAUGCAAAACUUGUUGUCAGGAAACUGGCUGAGUUCCAUGCAUCUUCCAUUGCACUGUAUGCACAGAACCCUGCAUCAAUGGACAAAUAUAAGAGUUUUCAAUUGUUUGAAGGAGAAACAGGUAAGCACACAGAGUCCUUCUUGAAACUAGGCUGCAAAGGUCUCGCAGAUCAGCUGGAGACAUUAGAGAAAUCAUACUCACAGUAUGCACCAAGAGUCCGAGCUCUCUCAGAAAACCUAUACCCACGUCUAGCAGAGAUGGCAAGACAGAAGGGAAAGUUUUGUGCCUUAGCUCAUGCGGAUACCUGGACCAACAACAUUAUGUUCAAAUACUCUGGUAGUGCCGUCCAAGAUGUGGUUCUACUUGACUUCCAGGUUUCUUGCUACUAUUCACCUUCAAUUGACUUACAUCAUUUUAUACACACUAGUAUUACAGAACAAGUGUAUGCUGAUCACUUAACAGACCUUUUGAAAGAGUACUAUAAUCGUUUAAUGGAAGUUAUGGAAGAUAUUGGUAUCAGCAGAGACAAACAGAUAUCCUUUGAGGAGGUGCUUGAAGACUUUGAGGCCCACAUGCUGUAUGGCUUGUACAUAGCAAUAACAGAGCUUCCAGUUGUACGCAGUGAAGGGGAAUCUGGUUUUGAUGUAGAGGCAUCUAUGAAAGGAACAUACACUGAUGAUAAUAGAAGUGCUUUUACAGGUGCUGUGUAUAUGCAAGCUAUAAAACGUAUGCUGCCAGAAUUUGAAAAGAGAGGUUUAUUGUGAAGUUUUUAGUAGUUUAUGUUCCUUCCACAUUAUAAAUUAAAGUGAGGCAGACUGACUGAAUUUUUUCCAAAUAUCAUGAUUGCAAUUAGCUACUCAUCUUAAGUGAAAUUUGUGUAUUUAUAGUAACCAGCUUUAAUAGCAUAUCAAGUUCUGCUUUGAACCUGCAGUAACAACAUUUGUACAGAAAUUUCAUCAGUACAUAAUGAUAAAGUUUUGUUUUGUACUAGCAUUGCCAGAAUGCAUGUAAGAUUUUGCACCCUUGUUAAUAAACUACUAUAUAUACAUGACUUGUAGUAUUAGACUUUAUGUAAACUUAGUUCCUCCAAUGCUAAGUAGCAUACUGGGAAACAAGUUUCUGACAGUGAACUUGAUCAGCUGCAGUUUUCAGCUUCAUCUCAGUUCAUGUACACACGUUGAACAUCCUCUGAAAAAGUUCAUUUCCAAGUGUUAUGAGGUCUCCUCUACUUCUAUUCCCAUCUGUUGGUUUCCAUAACAGUGCCAAUAUGAGGAUUCUUCCCUCCUUUUUUUUUAAAUGUGUAGAACAUAUUUUGCAUGUUUCUGUCUUCUUUCAGCAAUGAUUUUGUGUAGACCAUUUCUUCUCAGCAUUUCAUAAUUUGAAACAUAGUCACAAUAGGUGAUCUUCAAAAUUCACCUCAAGCAUCAUUGAUGAAAAACAUUGAGCUUGUAUGCUGAUUCUGCUGACAUUUUCCAGGUCUCUCACAUGUACAUGGCCAUUGUUAGGAUGGUACAGGAGGACAGCUAAAGCUUUGUGAACAUACUUAUGAAGUCUAAUUGCCAUAUGCAUCACAUCUUAUAGUACCUUCUGUUGCACUACAAUUUGGGUAGAUACAUUUCCACUUCUUAUGGACAUUAUUUUUGUUGCAUCACUAUUUACUUUUACUCCUACAGAAGUGGGCAUUUGAUCCAGCUUGGUAGACAUUAGUUGUAAACUCUGUGGUGUUUCUGUCACAUUAGAGCCUACAUAAUAAUUAUUUUUGAUGAAAAACGCUUCUGAGACUGUGAAAAAAACACCCACUAUGUUUUGUUAUCAGUGUCAAAGGUACCAGUUUUACACGGACUAAAUUAUAUAUAUAUAUUUUUUAUAUUGCUCAGUUCGUGAAAGAAAGUCACAAAACUGGAAGUGCUGCCAGCCUCUUUGGACACUGUACAGUCAGCCUUGUUUGAUUAUUAUGACAGAAACCACGAAUCAUUGACUCACAUCAGGGACAGUAUCAACCACAUCAUUGAUGCAUUCAUCCAAAAUUUUAAGGCCACCUAUGGAGACCAACUACCCCCUUGCAGAUUUCAGUGGGUCACUCUACAAUUGGUCAGGGUACAGUUCUAAAAUGAUUCAAAAUGUCAAUCAACUGCAAGGGCCUCACCACUUUUCAUGUAGGUAAGGCAGAACAUUAGCAAAAUGUUAAGGAAAGAAGAUGAGAUAGUGGCCAGAAUUCCUGAAUAAAAUCAUUUGCACAACAGAAGGCCAGACUCAUAUAGAAGAGUAUCAAGAGGGGUUCCAACUGUAUGAGGAGGUGCCAUGUUAUAGGAAAAGUAGUUUGCAGACCAGACCAGGAGAUGCGCAAAUAAUGGCAAAACAUUUCAUAGAAGUGCCCACUACUGCCAUCCAAGAGCCAAUGUUCUUCCAUCACUGAAAAACUGUGCAGUGAAUAAUUCGGGUCUUUUAACUGCUCCUUCUCCAUGUGUGAGGUUGAAUAAUUAUUGUCACAUGGCACCUGUUUGUGAUGAAAAGCUGCAGAAAAACAAUCCCCUGUGCCAAGUUCACUUGCAUUGAGGAGGCAGGACAACUCAGAAGGAUUUCUCUAACUCAUAUUCAUAUGUUUGUUGUAUGGUUCUAUUUUUUAAUUGCAUGAACCUGGGAGAGGAUAGUAAAACUCCAACUUGUCUGGAUUGCCGUCUAAUCUCUUCCAGUAUGGGUUCAAGAGAUGUUGAUCUAUUACUGAUAACACACCACUGCUGGAAGCACCUGUGUAAAUAAUUUUCCUACACAUGUAAAACCUAGUGGGUGUUUUUUCCAGCAUUGAGAAAGCUUCACACGCCACUUGAAGAUGUAAUUUUCUAGGAUAGUUCCAUUCAUGGGGUUCCUGUGAUUAUGUUCCCAUCUUAUUGUGGUUCAUCCUUUUGGUGUGCAAUUUAUGGUACCAAUUCGGGACAGUUCUGUGACUCCAGCUUGAUCAGGAGAACAGUGUCCCUUAAGAAAGUUUCAUGAGUGUUUCUGCCUUUUACUAUUACCAUCAGUAGCAUAAUGCUCAUAAUAAUGAAACAUAUCCUGUAUUUUUUAUUUGGGAAUUUCUGCUAUCUUUUGCUGGCACUCAAACCCUCCAACAACAAUGUCCAUAUGUCAUUUGCAACUGACAUUAAUGAGGUUGAAGGGGUAGAUUGCAAAGAAGACCUUCAAGUUCUCAGCAUAUAAGGCAGUAUGCAUAAAUUUACAGCAAUCUCAACACAUGUUCAACUAAGAGUAGCUGACAUGGAUUCAUACAACAAAAUUACUCAACUUCUCAGGUGCUCCAAGAUGCACUACUGUGCAUAGCAUCCUUACUAGUUGACACAGGAUACUCUGCUUCAUCUACAAUGUCAAGGGAAGGAGGUGAUAUUUUGUUGACUAUGGAUACAGCAAGCAGGUGGACACAGUGAUCAUGAAGUUUUCCCUUUUGUAGCUCUAAUUUAUGUGCUUUAUCUUUUUCAGAUAGUUUUAUCAUUUUAUUACAAUGAUUUUUACUUACUUCUUUUAGCAUAUGAUUUGUUUACUAUUAAACUUUAGACAUUACUCAGUAAUCAUUAAUGGAUGCACUGUAAACUUGCUGUUGAGAAGUAGGAUCAUCUGCUGCUGGCAAAGCCAACUAUGUGGACAAAUAUCAGUACAUCCAAACACUGAAGAAUGUAACCAAUUUGCAACAACAGCAGCAAAAGCAGUAACAAAAUUUUAGUACAACAUUACACGAUUCAGCUGCUAUCAUUUGGCAGUUGGCAGCUGGCUAAGUCAGUUUGAGCCUAGAACUUCUGAAAAUUAAAUUAUACAUUCAGUUCAUUAUUUCUCUUGUGCCAAACAAUGGUAAAUCCAGGAUGGAAUGUAACAAUAUUAUGAAAAGGAAAGUUGCUACUCACCAUAUAGCAGAGAUGCUGAGUUGUUGCAGCUUAUUUUGUAGAUUAUGUGAAUGGUUUGUAGACCUGUCUUUGAUGGGAUAGGUGAUGUUUGUGACUGGAGUAUGUGAUGGUGGAAGGAUGUAUGGGACAGGUGUUGCAUGUAGAUCUAUUACAGGGAUAUGAGCCAUGAGAUAAGGGGUAGGGACCUGGGAUUGUGCAGGUAUGGACAAGUAUACUGUGUGUGUUUGGUUGGGUGGUACUGAGUUAUGAGGGGAAUGCUCCUCUGUGGCUGGACAGUGAGACUUUGGGAGAUUGUGGGAGAUGAGAAAGAUAAGGCACAGGAGAUUUGUUUUUGUACAAGGUUGGGAGGAUAAUACAAUUCUGGGUACACAAUAAUACAAUUUAUAUAUAUAUAUACACACACAAUAAAAUCUAACAUAUAAUUACCUCUUGCUCAAAUUAUCAUUACCCCCUCCAUGAAUUCUUCUGUUGAAUAGUAGAAUUUCUCCCACAGAAUCUGCUGUAGCCUUAUUUUUAAAAUUUUUAACCUCAUAUUAAAUAUGUUUUUGCCCAUUAACUUGUUAUAUAUUGUCAUCCCCAUAUACUGUGGAGUCUGUGCAUAUAAUAUCAACUGGUGUGUGGGUGGCAUAAAAUUAAUUUUAUUUCUUGUAUGAUAUGUGUGGUUAAAAUGAUUCUCUUCAAAUAAAUUUUGUCUGCUAUGUAGGAAGAUUGUAAUUUCAUAAAUGUAUGUGGAGGGAACAGUUACAAUUUGUAGUCAUAAGGCUCUGGCUGUGAAGUACACAUGUAUCUAACAAUUUUCUUUCGCAGUUUUAGUAAUUGAUAUACAUUAUUUGAACUUCCACAGAAAUUUUUACUGUAUCUGAUACCAGGUUCAAGAUAACUAUGAUAAGCAAUUUUUUGUGUAAACUAUGUUAAGUACUCAGAUCAAUGGAAUUUGCUAUUAUUUGCAUUGUAAAUGCUAAACUGCAUAGUGUAUUUGAUAGGAAGUCAAUAUGUGUAUGCCAGCUUAAGUUCUUGUCCACAUGUAGUUCCAGGAAUUUGACCAUGCCAACUUCUUUCAUAGGUCGAUUGUUAUUUCUUUUAAGUUUCACACAUUUUGAAUGUUCGGUUUUAAAAUAUAACCCAUUUAACCAUAUGGGUUUUUGCAAUGUUCAGUUUCAACCCAUUUAACUGGAACCAGUUUUCUAAGGUAGAUCUGUGCUUAUGACAAUGGAGCUCAGAAUUUUUUUCUGCAUCAUCAUCUUCAAUUAAACCAGAAGUAUUGUCUGCAAACAGAUAUGAUGGGGAAUUUGUAUUUAUGAGUAAUCAUUGACAACCAUCAUAUUCAUGUACAAAAAGCUCUUCUUAGACCAACUGAGAAGGCAGUAGUGGCAAGAAGACAUAAUGUAGUCUGAGGUACUGAUGACAGAUAAUUUGUUUGCUAUGGGUGUCGUGAGAAAAAGUGCAUAAAUUGUGGUCCUUCUCUAUGAUUGGCUGCUACAUUCAGAAGUUGUGCACCAAAAUGUUGUUAAUAUUAGAAAAACUAAACAGCAUAUUCACUUGUAUUUCAUAUUAAAGCAUGUCUCAAUAGCAUGCUAUCAUGGUUAUUUGAACAUUUAGUUGAUAAUAAUUAUGGAAAUGUGCAGUUCAUUAUUUUGUUGAAUAGUAGAAAUUAUUUGUGACUAUAAAGUGGAGUGUAAUUGUGCAGUUUCUCAUAUUCUGCUAAUAAAAAGCAAGUGGCAUCCUGUUUAAGCAAACUAA